UCAAAGAUGGCGGCCGGCGGCUUCGGCGUGUCCGGGGGUGAGAGGUGAGGGGUGGCGGCGGCCGGGCUCCGGGAAGAUGGCAGAGAGCGAGCGGCGGGCAGGCACCUCUGAGGAGGAGGCUCCUCCCCCCCAGCAGAGCUUCAUGAUCCCCAAGAAGGAGAUCAAUGUGGUUUCUGACAUGGCCAAGUGGAAGCGCUCCCAGGCCUAUGCAGACUACAUGGGCUUCAUCCUGACGCUGAACGAAGGGGUGAGGGGCAAGAAGCUCUCCUGUGAGCACAAGGUCUCAGAGGCCAUUGAGAAGCUGCUGGCCCUGCUCAACACCCUGGACAGGUGGAUCGAUGAGACCCCCCCCGUGGACCAGCCCUCGCGCUUCGGCAACAAGGCCUUCAGGAGCUGGUAUGCCAGGCUGGAGCAGGAGGCAGAGAAGUUGGUGGCCACAGUGCUGCCCAGGCAGCUGGCAGCUGCUGCCCCAGAGGUGGCUGUGUACCUGAAGGAGGCUGUGGGGAACUCGACUCGCAUCGACUAUGGCACAGGGCACGAGGCUGCCUUCGCUGCCUUCCUGUGCUGCCUCUGCAAGCUGGGGGUGCUGCGCCUGGAGGACCAGCUGGCCAUCGUCUUCAGGGUCUUCAACAGGUACCUGGAAGUGAUGAGAAAGCUUCAGAAGACCUACAGGAUGGAGCCUGCUGGCAGCCAGGGCGUGUGGGGCUUGGAUGACUUCCAGUUCCUGCCCUUCAUAUGGGGCAGCUCCCAGCUGAUAGACCAUCCCCAGCUGGAGCCUCGGCACUUCGUUGAUGAGAAGGUGGUCAAUGAAAACCACAAGGACUUCAUGUUCCUGGAGUGCAUCCUCUUCAUCACUGAGAUGAAGACAGGGCCCUUUGCCGAGCACUCCAACCAGCUGUGGAACAUCAGCGCUGUGCCCUCCUGGUCCAAGGUCAACCAGGGCCUCAUCCGCAUGUACAAGGCCGAGUGCCUGGAGAAGUUUCCUGUGAUCCAGCACUUCAAGUUCGGCAGCCUGCUCCCCAUCCAGCCCGGCACGUCCUAGGGGGGCCCGGCGGGAGCCGAGGCAGGGAGGUGCAGAUCUGCCUCCUCCCCUCCCCCCUCCUCCUCGCCGUGCCCGUUCCAGCCCGGUCCCUCCUCACCUCCUCAUCGGCAGCCACCGAUCCCCAGCGCUCGCUCGGAGGCGGACCCGGAGCGGCUCCUCCUGCAGCUCCCCGGCACGGGGACCCCUGGCCAGCAGCCCACCGGGGCCGGGGGCUCUGCCCUGCACGGCUCCGGGAGGGGGGGGGCUGGAAGAGGGGCAGCCUGGCAGCAGAGCCCUCUGCUUCCCCCCCAGGGCAGGGGUGGG
Dryobates pubescens (Downy woodpecker) is the source of this 1345-nucleotide messenger RNA. RefSeq names its product protein phosphatase 2 phosphatase activator (gene PTPA). NCBI's taxonomy places the organism in Eukaryota, Metazoa, Chordata, Aves, Piciformes, Picidae. The record is from RefSeq and is a predicted model, not a curated record. Gene Ontology annotation, biological process: mitotic spindle organization. Gene Ontology annotation, molecular function: peptidyl-prolyl cis-trans isomerase activity; protein tyrosine phosphatase activator activity. The transcript is spliced from 10 exons. Gene Ontology annotation, cellular component: cytoplasm; nucleus; protein phosphatase type 2A complex. Bases 77 to 1042 code for a protein of 321 amino acids.